AUGAAGGCGACCGCGACAUCCACAGUUGUCGCUGUGGUACCCGAGGACGGUUCGAAUAAGAUUGUGGCUGAUCCCUCUCCUAAAGAUAUCGGAGAGGCUACCUCGCUACACGCCCUUGCUUUCACCUCCCACGAUGAACUUCUUCUUUCAGAAAGCGAAGGCGACUUCACCGUCAAGGAGUGGGACGACGUGUACGAAAGGGCCCAUCAGAUUUGCUGCCAGACUACCUCGAAGCAGGCAGGGAUCGAUAUGAUGCUUGACGAUGACGCAUCCGGCCCAGAUAUGCGCCAUUUCCUUCGGUCGGCGCUGGAGACCAAGAUAGCAUCCGACCUUUACUGGAAGUGA
This is a messenger RNA of Sordaria macrospora k-hell, 345 nucleotides long. Lineage: Eukaryota; Fungi; Ascomycota; Sordariomycetes; Sordariales; Sordariaceae. The record is from RefSeq and is a predicted model, not a curated record.